AAAUUCCAAUCAUCUUCUAAUCGCAGAAUUAAACGCAAGUUAAAUCAAAUCAUAAAUAAUAAACCAUUCUUUUCAUUUCUUCAAUUCAAUCACCAUUCCUUCAAUCUCAGUGAACCCUAAUCUAAUCUAACCUAAUUGAAUUGCAUUGCGUCUUUUUUUCUCUGAAAUUCUUGAAGAAUUUCAACCACGCACGAAUUCGUCUCGAACGAGACUCCAUGCCACCGCGGUUCUUCCUCAUUGCCCUCUCAACAGAGGACUCUUUCGUUUUCGCUACAAAAUUCGUUGAUUCUUUUCACUCUAACGAUUCUUUCUUGCAAUUCAUCAAUAAUGCCUACUGAUUCUCAUUCUCCUAAUCUAUAUCACAGAGGUGUUCUUUGCAAUGCCGGUGCUGGUGCUGCCGCUGGGGUUAUUGCUGCCACCUUUGUAUGUCCUUUAGAUGUAAUCAAAACUAGGUUUCAGGUUGGGACUCAGCAUGCUAAUAGAAGUGUUAGAGGUAGUCUUAUAGUUGGUAGUUUGGAGCAAAUAUAUCAUAAGGAGGGGUUGCGAGGAUUGUACCGCGGGCUAUCCCCAACUGUUAUGGUCUUACUUCCAAACUGGGCUGUCUAUUUUACUGUGUACGAGCAGCUCAAGAAGCUGCUUUCUGAUGAUGAAAACCACCACCUUUCAGUUGGAGCUAAUAUGGUAGCUGCUUCAGGUGCUGGAGCUGCAACUACAUUGGUUACAAAUCCAUUUUGGGUUGUCAAGACAAGACUCCAAACCCAGGGAAUGAGAUCCGGUGUCCUGCCGUAUAGAAGUACCCUAUCUGCUUUGAAGAAAAUAGCUCACGAGGAGGGCAUUCGUGGGAUGUACAGCGGCCUUGUGCCUGCUCUGGCUGGUAUCAGUCAUGUUGCCAUCCAGUUUCCAAUAUAUGAGAAAAUAAAAUGUUAUUUAGCAAAUCGAGAUAACACAACAGUGGAUAAACUCGGUGCACGGGAUGUGGCAAUUGCCUCAUCAAUUUCCAAAUUUUUUGCAUCUACAUUGACAUAUCCUCAUGAGGUUGUUCGAUCAAGACUGCAAGAACAAGGACCUUACUCAGAAAAGCGGUACUCUGGUAUGAGCGACUGCAUUAGAAAGGUAUUUCAACAAGAGGGACUCCCUGGUUUUUACCGAGGAUGUGCCACCAACCUCCUGAGGACAACCCCAGCUGCUGUAAUCACAUUCACCAGUUUUGAAAUGAUACACCGUUUUCUAGUUUCACUUUCCCCUUCUGACCCAGAGCUGCAUAAUUUGUAAAGAUGAGCCUUGUUCAAAAAAGUUAGUUCAGUUGACAAAUAUUCUUUUGAUGAUUAAAUUAAAAUAUCAUUCUUUGUGAUUUUUGCCCUCCUCAAAUCGCACCUGUGCAAAUUAACCGACUUUGUAGGCCGACAGAGGUCUUAUUAUAAAUUUUGUGAAGUGAUAAUGAUGAAAAGUUAAGAUAAAA
This is a messenger RNA of Lathyrus oleraceus (garden pea), 1459 nucleotides long. Its product is annotated as nicotinamide adenine dinucleotide transporter 1, chloroplastic. Gene Ontology annotation, biological process: nucleotide transport; transmembrane transport. NCBI's taxonomy places the organism in Eukaryota, Viridiplantae, Streptophyta, Magnoliopsida, Fabales, Fabaceae. The record is from RefSeq and is a predicted model, not a curated record. The transcript has 9 exons. Bases 328 to 1272 code for a protein of 314 amino acids.